UCCGCCUCGUCGCUCUCCUCUCUGCACUGCUCUGCUCUCCUCAGUAUCGCUGCACAAAUGGAGGAUUCAAUGGAAAUGGAUAUGAGCCCCCUCCGGCCUCAGAAUUUUCUCUUUGGUUGUGAACUAAAGGCUGACAAAGAUUAUCAUUUUAAGGUAGAUAAUGAUGAAAAUGAGCACCAGUUGUCAUUGAGGACUGUGAGUUUAGGAGCUGGUGCAAAGGACGAAUUGCAUAUUGUUGAAGCAGAGGCAUUGAACUAUGAAGGCAACCCAAUUAAAGUAACACUGGCAUCUUUGAAAAUGUCUGUGCAGCCUACAGUUUCUCUAGGUGGCUUUGAGAUUACACCACCAGUAGUUUUGCGGUUGAAAUGUGGUUCCGGGCCUGUACAUGUGAGUGGCCAGCACCUAGUAGCACUGGAGGAAGAUGCAGAAUCAGAUGAUGAAGAGGAAGAUGAUAUGAAACUCUUAAAUAUGUCUGGCAAACGAUCUGUUCCUGGAGUUGGUAGCAAGGUGCCUCAGAAAAAGGUAAAACUGUCUGAAGAAGAUGAAGAAGAUGAUGACGAUGAAGAUGAUGAUGAUGAUGACUUUGAAGAUGAGGAAAGUGAAGAAAAGACCCCUCCAGUGAAGAAAUCUGUUCGUGAUACUGCGGCAAAAAAUGCACAAAAAUCAAACCAGAAUGGAAAAGACUCAAAGCCGUCCACACCAAAAUCAAAAGGUCAGGAAUCCUUCAAAAAGCAGGACAAGACUCCCAAGACUCCCAAAGGACCCACUUCUCUAGAGGAUAUUAAAGCAAAAAUGCAAGCGAGCAUUGAAAAGGGUGGUUCCCUCCCAAAAGUGGAAGGCAAAUUCAUCAACUAUGUAAAGAAUUGCUUCCGGAUGUCUGAUCAGGAGGCUAUUCAAGAUCUCUGGCUGUGGAGGAAAUCUCUUUAAGAAAAUAAGUUUGAACAGUUUGUUAAAAAUUUUCCGUCUUAUUUCUGUAACAGUUGAUAUCUGGCUGUCCUUUUUAUAAUGCAGAGUGAGAACUUUCCCUACCGUGUCUGAUAAAUGUCGUCCAGAUUACUUUGCCAAGAAUGUGUUGUCCAAAAUGCCUGUUUAGUUUUCAAAGAUGGAACUCCACCCUUUGCUUCAUUUAAGUAUGUAUGGAAUGUUAUGAUAGGGCAUAGUAGUAGUGGUGGUCAGACAAAUGGAAAUGGUGGGGAGACAAAGUAUACAUGUGAAAUAAAUUCAGUAUUUUAAUAAAAAAAAAAAA
This is a messenger RNA of Dromiciops gliroides (monito del monte), 1246 nucleotides long. RefSeq names its product nucleophosmin-like. Gene Ontology annotation, cellular component: nucleoplasm; nucleolus; centrosome. Gene Ontology annotation, molecular function: chromatin binding; RNA binding; histone binding. The transcript has a single exon. Bases 58 to 927 code for a protein of 289 amino acids. The record is from RefSeq and is a predicted model, not a curated record. NCBI's taxonomy places the organism in Eukaryota, Metazoa, Chordata, Mammalia, Microbiotheria, Microbiotheriidae. Gene Ontology annotation, biological process: ribosomal large subunit biogenesis; ribosomal small subunit biogenesis; ribosomal small subunit export from nucleus.